AUGGAGCCGCCGCCCGCAAGCGCAGCAUCCCUGGAAGGAUUGAUCCAACAGGUCUCCCUGAACACGGCCUUGCUGCGCUCCUUGCUCCCCAUGCGCGGGGCCCCAGAGGUACGCAUCAAGUUCGUCAAUGUCUCCCUCGCCACCUAUGCCACUUCAGGCCACUUCCGCCAUCCUUCCAGGCGAGCUCAGGAGGCAUUGUGGACGAAGCUCUGA
This is a messenger RNA of Symbiodinium natans, 213 nucleotides long. Lineage: Eukaryota; Dinophyceae; Suessiales; Symbiodiniaceae. The record is from the annotation of a GenBank genome assembly.